Mytilus californianus (California mussel) is the source of this 604-nucleotide messenger RNA. RefSeq lists its product as uncharacterized. NCBI's taxonomy places the organism in Eukaryota, Metazoa, Mollusca, Bivalvia, Mytilida, Mytilidae. The record is from RefSeq and is a predicted model, not a curated record. Bases 53 to 604 code for a protein of 183 amino acids. The transcript is spliced from 2 exons.
GCCACCAUACUUCUAUUUUAGUUAUUAACUUUUAACUUCUAUUUCGAUCGCUAUGGUUUUGAUUCGUAAAAGAAAAGUGUUUGUGUCUGCUAGAUUGCAUUCGGCUGGGAAACGUUCUAGAAAGGUUGUCUUUUCUCGCCAAUUUCGUGGUGUGAAAGCUGCUGAUGGAGAAGUUUCUGACCUUCAGCAUUAUGCAAAGUCAUUGCCGUUUGGUAAAACUUCGACUUCUGAUUCUUCUCUAACCCUGACUUGCUCUUCGGCAAUGGAAGAAACUACGAAUGAAAUUAAACCUGAUGCUGAAUCUGGAAAACUUACGUAUGUUUCAUUAAAGGAUCAACGCUUACAGGAUUGGAGUGACAUUAGAGAUGAAAUGUAUGAGGCCUUUAUCAGUUCAGAGGCUCCAUCAACUGAUACCUGCCAUGAAUGUGAAAAAAAGUCCCAGCUCUUCAAAUGCAUUGAUUGCACACCAUGGGAAAUGGUAUGUGAAGACUGUUUAGAGAGGAGACACCAGUAUCCUCAUCUGCACAUGUUUGAAGCAUGGAGGGUAAGCAAACAGCAAUUCUUAUUGUUAGAAAAACUUAUGAAAUUACUUGUUAAAUUUUAA